Lolium rigidum is the source of this 1029-nucleotide messenger RNA. RefSeq names its product NADPH-dependent aldehyde reductase-like protein, chloroplastic. The record is from RefSeq and is a predicted model, not a curated record. The transcript has a single exon. NCBI's taxonomy places the organism in Eukaryota, Viridiplantae, Streptophyta, Magnoliopsida, Poales, Poaceae. The coding region runs from base 1 to 786 and encodes 261 amino acids. Gene Ontology annotation, molecular function: oxidoreductase activity.
AUGGCAACCACCGCGACGAUAUCCUCCCCUUCGCCGGCGGCCUCGCUCCCCCUGGCCGGCCGCGUGGCCAUCGUCACCGGCGCGUCCCGCGGUAUCGGCCGCGCCAUCGCGAUCCACCUGUCGUCCCUCGGAGCCAGCCUGGUCCUCGGCUACGCCUCCAGCUCCGAGCUGGCGGACGCGCUGGCCGCCGAGCUUCCGAGCGCCGUGGCGGUCAGGGCCGACGUUUCCGACGAGGCCGGCGUCCGUUCCCUCUUCGACGCCGUCGAGUCCGCCUUCGGCGGCGCGGCGCACAUCCUGGUGGCCUGUGCGGGCCUCGCCAUACAGACCUACCCGUCCCUGGCCACCACCGCCACCGCGGACUUCGACGCCGUCUUCGCCGUCAACACCCGCGGCGCGUUCCUGUGCCUCCGGGAGGCGGCGAACCGGCUGCGGCGCGGCGGCGGGGGCCGGAUCGUGGCCGUGUCCUCCUCGCUGGCGGCGACGCUCCUGCCCGGCUACGCGGCGUACGCGGCGUCCAAGGCGGCCGUGGAGGCGAUGGUGCGGGUCACGGCAAAGGAGCUCGGGCCCGCGCGCGUGACGGUGAACUGCGUGGCGCCGGGGCCGGUGGCGACGGAGCUCUUCUUCCAGGGGAAGAGCGAGGAGGCGGUGGAGAGGUUCAGGGCCGGGCACCCCAUGGGGCGGCUCGGAGAGGUCGACGACAUAGUGCCGGCGGUCGGGUUUCUCUGCACCGACGCUGCGGAGUGGGUCAACGGUCAGGUCAUCCGGGUUAACGGAGGCAUUGCUUAGUCAUGGCUGUGAAACAUUGAAAUCAACUUCCAUGUACUCUACCUGCAUAGGGGCUUUACUAGUCAUUCCUGUUAUCUUCCAUACAGUACACUUGAGAGUCGUCUUCUUCUCCCUAACCCUCCUCUCCUCUGACUGGAUUCUGAGGAGAGCACGAUGAUGGGCGGAGCAGUGGUACGUGUAUUUACUUUGUUUCUUCUUUCUGGAUCAACGGUGAAAUGGAAUCAAACACGAGGCUUAUUUUUA